AUGGCGCCGGUCUCGAAAGUCUUCGAGCCCGUGUGCAGCGCGACGACGGCUAUUGUCAACCCUUUAGAUGCAAUUUGUGACCGUAAGCGGCCCGAUGCCGUUUGGGUUUCGAAUUUAAAAAAUGCUAAAAGGGUCGACAAAGGAGUUUUGGUUGAACGCCCUGAUGCUAAAAUCUUUUUACCUUUCAGAUUUUUUGUAUAUGAGCCAAAGGCUCUAUUUAUACCAAACACCUACAACCGAUUUUUAGUUGUGCCUAGUGGGGAUCAUCUGACAUCUCUGGUCGAUGAAAUAUCAUACAUAUCAUCACCGGCACCCCCCCUUUCUCAAAUAGACGACAUUCCACCCGAAUACUUCUGCAACGGGGACAAUCGACCGCCAAAUUGUGGACCAAACUGUGAAUGUACACACAUGGUUGACAUACCACUUGGAGCUAUUGUUGAAGUUGUGUUGAUUGAUGAAGUACAGCAAGUGAAUCUUAGCCACACAUUUCACUUGCAUGGUACGGCCUUUUAUGUGGUAGGACUAGGUCGCUCACCAAAUAAGUCAAUAAAAAAAAUUAACCUAAAGCAUGCUUUGGAACUGGAUCAAAUGGGAAUGCUUGAGCGUCAUUUUUCUAAGCCCCCACUUAAGGAUACAAUAGCUGUAAAAUAGCUUGUAAAAUUUUCACAAUUAAUUUAUUAAUACUACAUUCAAAUAGAAACAAUAAAACUUUCUUAUAAACAGAAAA
Molecule: messenger RNA, 727 nt
Organism: Drosophila yakuba
Lineage: Eukaryota; Metazoa; Arthropoda; Insecta; Diptera; Drosophilidae
Exons: 3
Coding region: 1-651 (216 amino acids)
Molecular function (GO): oxidoreductase activity; copper ion binding
Source: RefSeq, a predicted model, not a curated record